AUGGAUCUCUCUAGUUACUUCCUCUCAUCCCCAUCCUCUUCUUCUUCCACACCACCUGAUCAUCAAAAGAAGUCAAAGCGCCGCCAACCGCAGCAGCAGCAAGAGAGAAGCAACAGCAGAAACAACAACAACAUUAACAACAACAACAACAACAACGCAGCGGUAGCCGCAGCAGAGACAGGCGGGGGUGGCGGUGGCGGCAUGAGGUACCUGGGGGUUCGGCGGCGGCCAUGGGGUCGGUACGCGGCAGAGAUACGUGACCCGGCGACGAAGGAGCGGCACUGGCUUGGCACGUUCGACACAGCGGAGGAGGCGGCGGUGGCGUACGACCGCGCAGCCCGCUCCCUCCGCGGCCCCCGCGCCCGCACCAACUUCGCCUUCCCCGACCUCCCCCUGGGCUCCUCCCUCACCCCCUUCCUCUCCCCCGACCUCCACCACCACCACAACCUCCUCUUCUUCGCUACCCCAUCCCCUACCCCACCCCCACAACCCUCUCCUCCCCCUCCUCCUCCUCCUCCUCCUCAUGAUCCAACCAACCUGACCGUUGACUUUGACUUUGACCUUGACCUCGACUUUGACUUUUCUGGUGGGCCCCAGCACUCCGCUGCCUCCGUCCCUGGGCUCGCGGAGGCGGAGUCGGCGGCGGGCCAUUGUAGUGCUUCUCCCGGCGGCGGGGCCAGGUCGAGCGGGUUCGAGUUUAUGAACGAGUACGCCUACGGGCCGGAGUCGGCGGCGGAGUCGGGGAUAUUCUUCGAGGAAGGCUAUGUCCACAGCCCGCUUUUCGGGCCGAUGCCGGCCGCAGACGACGCCGCAGCUGCCGCUGUUGCCGACGGGUUCCAGCUCGGCGGCUCCGCCUCUUCAUUCUUCUUCUGA
Messenger RNA from Ananas comosus (pineapple), 873 nucleotides. Its product is annotated as ethylene-responsive transcription factor LEP. Gene Ontology annotation, biological process: regulation of DNA-templated transcription. NCBI's taxonomy places the organism in Eukaryota, Viridiplantae, Streptophyta, Magnoliopsida, Poales, Bromeliaceae. Gene Ontology annotation, molecular function: DNA binding; DNA-binding transcription factor activity. Bases 1 to 873 code for a protein of 290 amino acids. The transcript has a single exon. The record is from RefSeq and is a predicted model, not a curated record.